This is a messenger RNA of Ascoidea rubescens DSM 1968, 819 nucleotides long. RefSeq names its product P-loop containing nucleoside triphosphate hydrolase protein. The transcript is spliced from 2 exons. Gene Ontology annotation, molecular function: microtubule binding; ATP binding; microtubule motor activity. Gene Ontology annotation, biological process: cytoskeleton-dependent intracellular transport; microtubule-based movement. The annotation marks the transcript as partial. Gene Ontology annotation, cellular component: kinesin complex; microtubule. The record is from RefSeq and is a predicted model, not a curated record. NCBI's taxonomy places the organism in Eukaryota, Fungi, Ascomycota, Saccharomycetes, Ascoideales, Ascoideaceae.
AGUGGAUUAAUUCCAAGACUUUGUCGAGAUUUAUUUGAUAAAGCUGAUAAUUUGAUUAAAAUAGAGAAGAUCUCUGUAUCAAUUAAAAUUUCAUAUUUUGAAAUAUAUAAUGAAAAUGUUUAUGAUUUAUUAACGAAUAGUAAUAAUAACAAUAAUAAAUUAAGAAUAAGAGAAGAUCCUAAAAGUGGGCCUUUUGUUAAAAAUUUGUCAAAUUUUGCAGUCACAAAUUAUGGAGAAAUUGAGAACUACUUUAAAUUGGGAAAUCAAAAUAGAAAGACAGCAAAGACAAAAAUGAAUAAUAAUUCUUCCAGAUCCCAUGCUAUUUUUACCAUAUCCAUUAAACAAAUUGAAUACUUGGAUAUUUAUAAUGAUAUAAUUAAAAACAUAAAAAAAUCAAAGAUUCGGUUAGUUGAUUUAGCAGGAUCAGAACGAGUCAAUUCCACAGGAUCAAGUGGUGAAAGAUUAAAAGAGGGUUCAAAUAUUAAUAAAUCAUUGACGCAUUUAGGUAGGGUUAUAAAUUCUAAUACUUUGAAUAUCGUGGUUCCAUAUCGAGAUUCUACAUUAACAUGGAUAUUAAAAGAAAGCUUGGGGGAGGGGGGAAAUUCUAAAACCGCAAUGAUAGCGUGUGUUAGUCCUUGCGAUUAUGAUGAAACAUUAUCAACAUUACGAUAUGCAAAUAAUGUUAAAAUGAUAAAAACUGAGGCAAAAAUUAAUAACGAUACAGAUGAAAUCAAUAAUAGAGACGAUGAGAUUAAACCAAGAAAUUAUGGCAAUGAGAGAAAAAAUCAGUUCAUUAGAGUUGGAAUUAGAAAAUCAUAG